Messenger RNA from Moneuplotes crassus, 1497 nucleotides. Lineage: Eukaryota; Ciliophora; Spirotrichea; Euplotida; Euplotidae. The record is from the annotation of a GenBank genome assembly.
AUGGGGAGCUUAGGUCACCUGUUGAUUUGGAGUGCCUUUAUAAACAUGGGUCACUUCCAUUUCGGAUACCUCAUACAUAUGAUGAGCAUUCUCUGGGAUUUUACUCCCUGAAUAUAUGGGUUCCAUCCACGAAAUAUCAGAACUGUCAACGUAAUCGCCAAUUUCAUAUUUCUGAUCAUGGCUGCGAUCAGCUCGGCAUUUUCAUGGAAGUUUGCCAGAUUUGGGAAAAGAAAAGCCCUGAUAAUUUCCUCUAUUAUUAUUUUCAUUGGAAGUUCUCUUCUUUACAUUAGAUCACUAUCUGCAAUGAUCAUUGGAAGAGGAAUCGUUGGUUUUGGUUUUGGCAUUUCAAGUGUUGUAGGGCCUCUUUUCAUUAAUGAAAUUGCUGGGUCAAAAUAUAUUGAAUAUUGCAUUGCUACUAUACAAUUCUGGAUUAAUAUUGGAUUUUUAAUUCCAUCAUUAUUGGAUUUCUCACUACCAAGAGAAGGUAGGAUUAAUCCUAGUAAUCCUGAAAAUUGCCUGAACUUUGAAGGAUUCCAUUUUAUAUGGAGAGAAAUGAUCAUUCCAAUAACUCUAGCUUCUGUGAUCCAAUUCGUUUUCCUUUUACUGGUGUUCAAAAAGGAAAAUCCUAUCUAUGUUCAACACUGAAAAGAUAUCUCUCAUUCUUUAGGAGCAGCUACGAGGGAGUCAACUCAAGAGUUGUAUCACUCUGGGAUUAAUUACGAGGAGGACUCCCAGCAAUCUUCUGCAAAAGUAGAAACAUGCUUGGAAAAAGACACUUGGAAGAACAUGUGGAAGCUUUCUGAAAGGAAAUAAGAUCAUAGCUUCUAUGAUUGUCAGAGGAUUUCAACAGCUUACUGGAAUGAAUGUCAUUCUAAAUUAUGGGCUUACGUUUAUAUAUGAUACAAGAUUCCCAAGAAUCAGCCUUUCAUUUUCAGGGUCAGUAACCUCAAUGUUUUUCCUGAUUCCAUCAGUCUACUUGCUCAAGAAAUUUGGAAGAAAAUAGCCUAAUGAUGACUGGAAUGAUCAUGGCUUGUUUCAGCUGAUGAAUUUUAUUCCAAAUGGCAGACCAGUUGGCUAUUGUUGACCAUUUUAUUCCAAUCUUCGGAUCAAUGCCGAACUUGACCACUACAAUAUUCGUGUGGGUUUUUACUAUUUCAUUCUGGCUGAACCUCGCUUCAACCCCCGUGCUCUACUGCACGGAGACACUAACAGACAAGGGGAUGUCUAUUGUUACUGCUUUUCACUGGAGCCUAGUGACCUUCGUUAUCCUUCUUCCCUCUCUAGCUAUGGCUAUUUUUGAACAACUCUACAGUAAUGCGAAUUUCAGAAGUACAAACGCAUUCUUCUUUUUCCUCUUCAGUGGAACAGCAAUGAUAGGUUUCUUCUGUACGGCCCUAUUCGUCGUUGAGACUAAGGGUAAGUCCAAACGUCAACUCUCUGAAGACUUCAAAGAGCGAGUGUUUAGCUUACGGAGUUCUAAGAUUUAUAAGAAUUAAG